Ceratotherium simum simum (southern white rhinoceros) is the source of this 798-nucleotide messenger RNA. The record is from RefSeq and is a predicted model, not a curated record. Lineage: Eukaryota; Metazoa; Chordata; Mammalia; Perissodactyla; Rhinocerotidae.
GGCCCGGGCCAUGGCUGGGCUCCCGAAGCUUGUGGUCUUCGACCUGGGUGAGGGCCCGACUGGGGGCAAUUUUGUAGGGCGCUCUCCUUUCCCAAACCCCAGUUGCCGCUCUCGAGGCCCUGCGCCCUCCAAAGCUGAACGCCCCCCUUCCUCUCGCAGAUUACACGCUCUGGCCAUUCUGGGUGGACACGCACGUAGACCCCCCGUUCCACAAGGGCAGGUGAGGCAGGGCUGGGGGGACGCGCCCGGUGGGGCGGCCGGCGCUGAGCGCACUCUCGUCCUCUCCAGUGAUGGAACUGUACGAGAUAGGCUGGGCCAGGCCGUCCGACUGUACCCAGAGGUGUCUGAGGUCCUGGAACGACUGCAAGGCCUUGGGGUGCCCGUCGCGGCCGCUUCACGGACAAGUGAGAUUGAAGGGGCCAACCAGCUGCUGGAGCUCUUUGACCUUGUCAGAUACUUUGUUCAUCGGGAAAUCUAUCCAGGCAGCAAAGUCACACACUUUAAGAGGUUGCAGCAGAAGACUGGAGUUCCUUUCUCCCAGAUGAUCUUCUUUGAUGAUGAGAAGCGGAAUAUUGUAGACGUCGGCAAACUGGGUGUAACCUGCAUUCAUAUUCGGAAUGGAAUGAGUCUUCAAACCCUAACUCAAGGAUUAGAGACAUUUGCAAAGGCCCAAGCCUGAGGUCCGGUCUUGUGGAUGAGCCUCAUUGGAGGCAUAAAACUGAAAGGAAAUCAGGAAAGCAUUUACAGGUGUAUUUGUAAAUUAUUAAAGUGUAUUUGCAUGUGACAGAAGAGGACUUA